CGUCAUUCAGGCACUGACGGACCUCGUGACUUCCUCCAAAACUAUCGUUCAGACCAGUAUCUUCUAAGAUUCAAGUAUUGCAAUGCUUUUAUUCGCGAGAGGACGAGCAAGACCGCACGGCGAGCACCGCAAAUGAUUCUGGAGACCUAGAAAAUCGAGCAGAUUCGCAACGGAGAGCACGAAGCAACGGAAGAGCAUCUUAGAAAGUGGCUUGCCGAUGAGAUCGAAUUUGAACUUAAAAAGGAGCUCAGAAGUCGGGGCAAAAAUGUUCGGUAUAAUGCCUGGUGUGAAUGCGGUUGUAUGUUUCGAUUAAGAUUGACCGACGCAUCCUUCCGAAAAUCAACUGGAUUUAGCAAGCCCGGUUUUGAUCGUAUCGUCAAGACACUGAAAAUACCUUCCAAUAUUGGCUCUCACGCACUUGAUAUCAAUCGAAGGCUUAAAAGUUGUCGCUUUCAUUGACGGCACUCAUGUGAAAAUGGCACGGCCCCACAACCACGCCCAGCAAGGACAUGGAGUUACACAAAAUGCUGUUUACAGUGGCCAUAAGAAUACUCAUAAUUCGGGAUAUCAAGCAGUUACCACACCUGAUAGAAUAUGCGUUGAUCUUACAGGCCCUUCCGCGGGAAUUCAGCACGACUCAUUCAUUUACAUGUACAGUGGCUUUCAUGAUAGGCACAAAACUGCUUUGCAUGGUGAUAAUCAACAGUAUAGGGUGAACGGAGAUCCGGUACAUAGAAGUUCUGACGUUUUGAUAGUUGGCUUCAAGGGCCAAAUACUGACUUCAGACGAAAAAAGGCAGAACAAGGUAAUGUCAACAUCUCGAGUUUCGAUUGAGUGGUUCUUUGGAGCUGUAAAAGACAAUUGUCGGAUCUUCAACAGUAACGAUAUUUUCAAAGUCGGAGGUGAAAAGGGAUGUGGGGCCUAAUCUCCUACAGCAGUGUUUUUGACAAAUACCAAGCACUGUUUGGAGGGAUCACAGGCUCCGAUGUAUUUCCAGGUCGAUCCUCCGACAAUGGAAGAAGAAUGGAAU
This is a messenger RNA of Lachancea meyersii CBS 8951, 1030 nucleotides long. Lineage: Eukaryota; Fungi; Ascomycota; Saccharomycetes; Saccharomycetales; Saccharomycetaceae. The record is from the annotation of a GenBank genome assembly.